Messenger RNA from Dendronephthya gigantea, 1326 nucleotides. Its product is annotated as pyridoxal kinase-like. Gene Ontology annotation, biological process: pyridoxal 5'-phosphate salvage. Gene Ontology annotation, molecular function: pyridoxal kinase activity. The coding region runs from base 273 to 1193 and encodes 306 amino acids. The record is from RefSeq and is a predicted model, not a curated record. NCBI's taxonomy places the organism in Eukaryota, Metazoa, Cnidaria, Anthozoa, Malacalcyonacea, Nephtheidae. The transcript is spliced from 10 exons. Gene Ontology annotation, cellular component: cytosol.
GUUGCCGUCACGAGGUCUUACGCUCACGAUUUUGAAGAAAUUCCCCGAAAAAAUUAUACGAUGGUUCUAUGAAUUUGAAAAAAUUGCGUAAUUUGCGCUAAGACGCGAAUUUUAGUUGCGGGCAUUUGCGGGCUGGAAGCAGUGAACUGUAUAGUGUAUAGAAGCCUAGAAGUUAAUACUGCAAAUUCUAUCAUAUCUUUAAAUGAAUUUAUCUAUUUAAAACGUUUUUUUAUUAUUGUACGAUAUUUCUUUGCUUCAAGGAGUUAUAUAAGAUGUCUGAUUUUCGUGUAUUGUCCAUUCAAAGUCACGUUGUUCAUGGUUAUGUUGGUAAUAAGUCAGCAACGUUUCCUCUACAGAUUCAUGGUUUUGAAGUAGAUGCUAUAAAUUCAGUCCAAUUCUCAAAUCACACAGGGUAUGGAUAUUGGAAAGGACAGGUGUUGAAUUCUGAUGAACUAAAAGAUCUUUAUGAAGGACUUAAACUAAACAAAAUAAAUAACUACACUCAUCUAUUAACUGGCUAUGUUGGAUCAGAAUCUUUCCUUGAAGAAGUGGUCAAUGUUUUGUUAGAUUUAAGAAAAGUCAAUCCUAACUUAGUGUUUGUUUGUGAUCCAGUCAUGGGGGAUAAUGGAAAAUAUUAUGUGCCAGAGUCAUUGCUACCUAUUUAUCGAGAUAAGCUGCUGCCAUUGGCAGAUAUAAUCACACCAAACCAAUUUGAGGCUGAAUUACUAAGUGGUAUGAAAAUAAAUUGUGAAGAAGAUGCAUUCAAGGCAAUGGGUAUUUUUCAUAAGAUGGGAACAAAGUCGGUUGUUAUAACAAGUUCUGAAUUGGGAAAUGAAAAUAUGCUGGUUGCAUUAGGGAGCUCAGUGAAUGCUGAAUCGUCAGGCAAUGGCCAAAGGUCAUCAAUACGAAUGGAGAUACCAAAAUUGCCAGCAAUUUUUACAGGGACUGGUGAUCUAUUUGCAAGUUUAUUGUUAGUUUGGAUGCAAAAACAUCCAAGUGAUUUAAAACUUGCUUGUGAGAAAACCAUGUCUGCUGUGCAAGCUGUUUUGAGAAGAACAUUGAAAGAAGCUCAAGGGCUUGCAGGAGAGGGCCUAGAGCCAAGCAGAGCUCAGAUGGAACUACGUUUGAUCAAGAGCAUGACUGAAAUAAUGAAUCCACAGGUAGAUUAUAAAGCCACCAUAGUAGAGUUUUAAUAUUUAUAUUUAAUUAUUAAUAUAUUUAGAAAAGGGGGUCAAUACUUAGUGCUGAUGCAUGGGCAACAAAUAAUCAUGCGUACUUCAAUCAUCAUAUUUCAUACAUGAUAUACAUGCAAGGGGGUUGGUACAU